AUGUUCCAUGGUUCCCUCGGUUCCCCUCUCCUAUCCCAAUCACCAAUUUUCCAGGUUGAGGUGAUUCCCAGGGACCAAAAAACAGGCUUUCCAGGCUGCAAAGCAAUCCCCGCCCAGUGCCCACUUGGCUUCCCUAAGGUUCCCGUCUUCUUACCGCCCGCCGCCGCCGCCGCCUCUCGCCCUUCCGCACUCCGCUGCCUUGCCUUGCCUUCCAUUGCCUUGUGUUCACCUUGCUCACCUGAACUGUCACCUAAUUAUCCGGCAGGUCUGGAUCGCUUACCUGCAUCCGUAAUUAUUGCCCUGCCUGCUUACCUCACGGCGACAUCCAGGCAUCUUCAACCAACAACGGCCAAGCGCUCCCGCUGCAUUUCCACCCGCCCUGCCGCCCCCGGUCAGCCCAGCAUCCAAACAUCCAAACAUUCAACCCGCCGUUCAACAUCAUCCAACCAACCCUUCCUUUCCCCAAUCCAACUCUCCAUCUCAAUCCCAAAAUCUCAAUCCAACCAUUUUCCCACCCCAUACCCUGUCCCAUCUCCUCUUCUCUUUGCCUGUUCUGCUGUUGCAUCGACACUCGCAGCUUUCAAGCCGCACCCAUUCCUUGCUUUAUUUUCUGGAUGCGACACAACUAAGACAACAGUCUACACUACCAUUGCAUCACCACCAAUACGUAACCACGCCCAUCAAAGGAACCCUAGCCGCCUUGCAUCACGUCGCCCACAGACUUCCCUGGAUAUCAGUCCGCCCAUAGUCUCACUUGCCUCUCUCUCCCGCUGCAUACUCUCGGCCAGGAAGACGACGACGACCACCACCACCACCGCAAAGCAUUCCAGAGAAGCCAAUCGACCGUAG
Colletotrichum costaricense is the source of this 849-nucleotide messenger RNA. RefSeq lists its product as uncharacterized. The coding region runs from base 1 to 849 and encodes 282 amino acids. NCBI's taxonomy places the organism in Eukaryota, Fungi, Ascomycota, Sordariomycetes, Glomerellales, Glomerellaceae. The transcript has a single exon. The record is from RefSeq and is a predicted model, not a curated record.